This is a messenger RNA of Xyrichtys novacula (pearly razorfish), 1132 nucleotides long. NCBI's taxonomy places the organism in Eukaryota, Metazoa, Chordata, Actinopteri, Labriformes, Labridae. The record is from the annotation of a GenBank genome assembly.
AUGACACCAAGGUAAAACAUACAACUUUUAUUAUUCUAAUCAUCAAAAGUCUGAAAUGUUCAAAUGAUUCCCCUGGUUGUUGAAGGUCUUUACUGUUGUCUUAAUUUAUCUUUAAUUUGUUUUCAUCAGGGAAGAGAAAAUGAGUCCAGAUCAGAGAUGGCCAGAGGAGACAGCGAGCACUUUGAACCAAAAAAAUAGUAAUUUACUUUUUUAUCUUUGGAUUUACAGAGAAAACUGUUCUGCUCACUGCUGUGGUCAAUUUACUCAUGUUGUAUUUUAUUUGUCAUUUCAUUUUAGAGAGGAGAUGAAACCAGACCAGGGCACUCUCACAUUGAAAAGCACAGGAUACAGACAAACCCACAACAAGGACUGUCAAAAACAGCAAUGGAUAAAAACCAGCAGCAUCUACGCCAAAUUAUUGAGGGCCAUUCUCACAGAAACAAGGAAGGAUUUCAUGAUGAUGUUUAAUUUCUGGGCCAGUGGCACUUUGUACAGUCUACCUGAUGGCAGAACCUGUGAGGAGCGAUGGAGCAAAUUUGAAGACAUCAUGCUGGCUGAAAAAACAGAAAUUAGAAACUGUUACCCAACCAACAAAGAACCCAAGAAAACCACUGGAGCAACAACUGACAAGAGGCCAAAUGAGCAGAAAAAAACAGACAAUAAGAGGAAAAUGGCAGCAAUGAAGAAAGAAACAAACUCAGCUGUGGAUCAACUAAAAGACGGGACAGUUUUCUUCAGAGUGGAGUCAUUCUUACCAUCAACUUUGCAGGAAACCACGACUACAAAGAAAAAUAUGGUGAGUAGAAAAUCUUACAGUGAUAUCAUAUUAUAGUGUAUCUCAUUUUCAUACAUUUAUAUGUUAGUAAAUUCUGUUGGAUGUUGAGGGAAACUUGUAAAGUUCAUUUUGAGUGUGAGAAAAGUCAACACAUAAGCUGUUAUUGUCCCUCAUCAGCAAGAGAAGAAUGGACAAGAGGACACCUUCACUCUCAUAUCAAAACAGAUCAAAUUAUUACCCAUAUAUUGAUUCUCUUCUUUGUUCUUUAUGUGUCAGGCUACAUCAAAACUUGGUCUGGCUCCCUGUACAGCAAAGACGCAGGUCAUGAAGAUAAUCUCCAAAUCCAGCAACCCAUAA